This is a messenger RNA of Anthonomus grandis grandis, 2752 nucleotides long. It is a transcript of the gene lovit, whose product is annotated as proton-associated sugar transporter A. The transcript is spliced from 9 exons. The record is from RefSeq and is a predicted model, not a curated record. Bases 894 to 2717 code for a protein of 607 amino acids. Gene Ontology annotation, molecular function: sucrose:proton symporter activity. Gene Ontology annotation, cellular component: membrane. NCBI's taxonomy places the organism in Eukaryota, Metazoa, Arthropoda, Insecta, Coleoptera, Curculionidae.
UGCGUACUAUGCCUUUUGUUAUCCAAUAUUUCUUUAUUAAAAGAAAUAUUAGUUAAAAGUUAAAUGUAAAACAUGUAGACUAACUGUACAUACAGUUCGUCAGUCUUGCACCACAUAGAUUGUAUAUUUAACAAAAAAAAAAAAAACAGUUAAAAUGGUCGCUCUACUUUUAAACAGUGGUAAUGUUCGAUAUUUCCAUUUUUGUUCAUUCUCCUAAAACCACCAUUUUUUUUCGAAAAUUUCAAAAAUCCAAACCGCCCCACCCACUUAUAAAUUAACUUAAUCCCGAAUAGCUCCGUAAAAACGUAAAGGAAUAGCCGAUAAAACCAUCUCGUCAUCUGUGAAAUUAAACCUAAUUGGCUUACUCCUCCAAGGCUUCCUUUAUAGAUAUAUACGUUUUAACGUUGUACUUCUGAUAAGCUCGAAAUAAUUGACUUCUAUCUUCUAGGGUUUUAUUUAUGUUUAAUCAGGGCGAGCAUUUAUAACAUGAAAAAUCGGUUUUAAUUAUGCAUUUUUUUGAAUUAUCUUAGAUCCCCCUUAUUGGUUUAUUAACAGUCAAAAAUCCUUAAUAAUGAAAACCUUUAGAGUUGUUUAAAGGGAGUUGAAAAGACAAUUUCCAGCAUAUUCCAUAAAAUCCCUUCUUCUUUCAAUGUAAAUAAACCUUACUUAACAGAAAUUCGAAUGUGCCAGAUAUCACCAGGACGAACGCUAUUCUUUCCAAUUUAUUGUCGCAUCGGCGCAGGACAAAUAAAAACAGGAUUAGGCCGCCUAUUCCUGGAAACCCGGAAAGUUUUAUUAGUAUUUCUCUUUAAAGCUGCAAACAAGUUAACAAGCUAAAGGGUUAAUUAAAAAAAAACACGCAUAACUUACCAUGAUUCAAAUUUAUUAAAAUAAUGUCGGAAAAGUUGCAUGAAUACCAAGGUGUUCUCGGUCGGUUACACACCGUAAGAAGUGACUUUAGGGAAAAAUAUCUUCUAUGGAAAGAGGAGAAUCCAGGAGGAUGUUGCGAAUGGUUUCAAUCUAAAGUUGCAGGUAAAGGAGGUGAGGAAGAUGGCCAGGGGGUGGAAGGGUACUCGCAUAUUUUUAGAAGAAAAACUCGACGGGAACUAGUACGUAUAUCGGCGGCCGUAAUGGGCAUAGAGUUCUCCUAUGCGGCAGAAACAGCCUUCGUAUCACCUACCCUUCUAAAAAUCGGAGUGGAACAUCAACACAUGACCCUAGUGUGGGCCCUGUCACCUUUAGUAGGAUUCUUCCUCACGCCGAUCUUAGGAUCCUUAAGUGACAAGUGCCCUUCGAGGUACGGCCGAAGACGUCCAUUUAUAUUUUUUAUGUCUCUUGGAGUGCUUUUAGGUCUCCUAUUGGUUCCUAAUGGGGAAUCUUUGGGGUAUCUCAUAAGCGAUCCGAGACCAAUAGCAGAAAGCACAACAAAAGAACGUACUGUCGGAGUAAGACUAUGGUCGAAAGAUCGAUUGAAUAACCAAACGAUUAUUAACGCUGAUGUGGUACCGUAUAAUAAUUCGCAUCCUUGGGGAAUACUUUUUACUGUCCUGGGAACAGUGUUGUUGGAUUUUGACGCUGACGCUUGCCAAAGUCCUGCCAGGGCUUAUUUGCUAGAUGUUACCACAGCAGAAGACCAUGCUAGAGGAUUAAGUACUUUUACCAUCAUGGCCGGACUAGGUGGUUUCAUGGGUUACGCCUUGGGAGGCAUCAACUGGGACGCCACAUUUAUAGGUGAUAUCUUUGGUGGGCAUGUGAGGGCAGUCUUCAGCUUGAUCACCAUCAUCUUCAUUUUCUGCGUUGGCUACACCAUUACAAGCUUCAAGGAGAUGCCGUUACAUAUCUUAGAAUCCGGAACGGAAAACUUGAAUUUGAAAGACGUGGUGGGUGUGACUAAUAAAAGUUUCGACAGCGAGGAGAACCUCGGCAAAAGUGGUGAGCCGAAGAAGUCUUAUGGUUCUCUCAAUAAAGAUUCGUCCACAGAUAUUAGCCCGGAAAAAAGAUUCAGUCUUGCUCCGGACGCGAAUGCCUCCUUAAAAAUCUACUUGCAAAGUAUCGUCUACAUGCCUCACUCCAUAAGGAUGCUUUGCCUCACCAACUUAUUUUGCUGGAUGGCACACGUUUGCUACUCGUUAUAUUUUACAGAUUUCGUUGGGGAGGCCGUUUUUGGUGGCAGUCCUGUUGCUCCCGAAGGUACAAGCUUACGGGAACUGUACGAAUCCGGGGUGAGGUUUGGAUGUUGGGGCAUGUCAAUGUACUCUUUGUCUUGCGCCUGUUAUUCUAGCCUAAUUGAGAUGUUUAUUUCAAAGUUCGGUGCUAAAAAAGUGUAUAUAGGAGGUCUUCUGACUUACUCCGUUGGUAUGCUUAUGAUGGCCCUAACAAAAAACAAAGUGGGAGUAAUAGUAUUCAGUGGUACAGCUGGGGUUAUGUAUUCGACCCUGUUCACUAUGCCCUACUUGCUUGUGGCCCAUUACCAUGCAAAAGGCGUGUUUGAAGUAAACCAACAAGGAGAAGAACAAGUUUCCAGCCAAAUAAGGGGUUUGGGAACUGAUGUGGCAAUAGUGUCCAGUAUGGUGUUCCUGGCGCAGUUCAUACUGUCCAUGUGUAUGGGAACUAUUGUUAGUUUAACAGGUACCACCACCGCUGUGGUCAGUGUGGCCACCGCUUUGGCCUUUUUCGGUGCCAUAUCUGCCACGAGAGUUGUCUAUUUGGAUUUGUAAAUAUUGAAUUGAGGAAAUAUAUUAUUGUUGUUGUG